Molecule: messenger RNA, 3557 nt
Organism: Paramuricea clavata
Lineage: Eukaryota; Metazoa; Cnidaria; Anthozoa; Malacalcyonacea; Plexauridae
Source: the annotation of a GenBank genome assembly
AUGACGUCAUUGUUUACAGACCCAGCAUUCCUAGCGCAGCUACUAGCCGUGCAUUAUGCUUAUUCAGCAUUAAUGAAAGUCGGAUGGAUUGUUGGCUCACUGGACAUAAUUGGCAGUCCAGCUAGUUUUAUCCGGAGUUUAGGCCAGGGGAUCGCAGAUUUCUUUUACCUACCCUAUGACGGGCUAACACGAGGGCCAACCGCAUUCGUGACGGGCAUGACACGCGGGAUGUCCUCGUUUAUGUCGCACAUUUCAGCCGGUGCUCUGACAUCAGUGACCAACCUAGCUUCCAGCAUCUCGCGCAACAUGGACAGACUUAGUUUUGACGAACAGUAUGUGAGGUUUCAGGAACAGCAAAGAGCUGAUGGUGCGCCACGGAGAGUUAUCUCGGGUGAGUUGAUCAACAAUCAUUAACCUCAGUGUCGAUGAAUAGUAUAAGGAAGGUGCAAUGAUGUUUUAUGAACUAUCAAAGCGACCUUUAAAACUUGGACUUUUUUUCCAUAGUAGUAGCCUUUCACGCAUAAUUUUCAAACUUCUUGUACAGAGUAUGUAAGAAAUGGAUCAUGCAUAAAAUCAGUCAUGCAUUUGAUAAAUUAUGCGUCAAAGGCUACUAUGGCAAAGAAGUCAAAGUUAAUGUACGUAAGACUUAAUGUACAUCACAUUGUCUGGUACUUUGAUAAUUCGUAAAAUACCUUCUAAAUUUGCACGCAAUUAAUUCAAAUUGAUUCUUAAGGUGGCUUACUACAGUUGUUUAAGCAUGGGACUGGUAACGAAAUAACGUUAUCUUGUCGAGUUGAAAAUUUAUCACGUCAGCAAAAAUUUCAUUUGACCGCGCAAGGUUUGUAAUGCAAUAACUUUUUCCUUCGGUCAAUAUUUCUGAAAUUUUGUAAUUUAAAAGUACUAGUCAUUGCAAUAUACUCAAUUUUCAAAAGACUCUAUAAAACAGUUUUUGUUGAACAAAUUUCUCGUAAUAUCUUGAGAACUGAAUUAAAAACCCGCCCUAAUUUUUUUAUAUAAUCUUCCACAAGAUGAAUUCUUUAAACCUACAAAAUUCCAGAAACUUUGACCGAAGGAAAUUUUAGUCCAAAAUUUGAUCUUUGUCUGCUGUCGCUUAGGUCACGUUGUUACUGUAGCAACACACAAUUUGCUUCUUUCGAACGAUUACGCUUGAAGUAUAAAGAUUACGCAAGUUUCUACUUUCAAAAAAAUCCCCAUUUCACAUAAAUAGCAAAUAUUUUGCAUCAUUGUGAAGACCUUCUUUUUCGCUACUGUUUCUUUACAACUGUAGUGAGCCACCUUAAGUCUCCCAGUUUUGUGUGCAAGCCAUUUUUAAAAUGAUUUUUAAAAACAACCCUCCAGCACUCGAGAAUUUACUUUUUAAAAUAAUUUUAGUGGUAAAGAUACUAGCAGACGCCAAACUAUACCCAUGCAUGCAUGCAUAAAGUUUGACAAAUUUUGAGGAAUUUGCGAACAUGUACCAACUGUUCGCCUUUUUUCAUACACCCUGUAUAGUUUCCUCUUAUUAUUCUCUCAGGAUUCACCCAUGGUUUAUCAGGGUUUAUGCUCAGCGUAUUAGGUGCAGUCGCCGGGGUUGUCGACCAACCCUUGCAGGGGCUCUUUCGAGCAGAAAGCGUCAGCGAUGUGACCAGCGGUUUAAUCGUUUUGUAUAUUUCUGCACGUCUGUUUAUUUCAAAACUCGGAGAAGAAAACUCCUACUGAUCCAGACAAUAUUUCUGAAGAAAUAUUUCUAAAUUUUAAACAAACUGUUAGGAAGUUUGCUUUGAAUUUUAGGUUAACCCUUAGGGUUAAGAUAAUCGGCUUAUGAACACCUGGCCUUCGAUGUCAGCCAUAAGGGUCGAUUUGAGCGGGUUUUGAACUCGGAUCUUCGGGAAUUCUGCCGUUGAUACAUUUUUCUCUACCCUAGGAAACUGCUAGAAUCCAACUCAUCUACAGACAUAUUCGCUGUGACCGUAAGCGUACUGGUCAGUGGCAACUCCCAUUUUGAUGCAACCCUUAUCAUGUCAUGUGAUUCGAUAAUGUUCCUUGAUACGGACGACGAUACGAUAUUGUCAGCGUUCAUCUUGAAACAGGUUGACAUGCGCGACGACCCACAGCACCCACGUGCUAUCAUCGUGGAGCACCACGUGCCCGGCACGGACACAAUAAGCGAGGUGUCAAGCUUUGCCGAUCUCAGCCCUACCAACACAGGCCCGUCUCGUGAUGUGACCAACCGAAGCUCUCGUCAAUCCUUCUCGGAGAACGAGGCAGUGAAUUUGACAUUAUUUAUGGACCCUGUGUACCUCAGGCCUUUGCUAAGCAGAUUCAAAUUGUUGAAAUCGGGUUAUUAGAGAAUGGGUUAUCGUGAAAAUGUCAUGAUGGAAAAAAACACCAAAGUCCGUAAGUCAAUUGAGCUACGAUCUGAAAACUCGACAAAAGAUAGGACCCGUAAAGAUAGGGUCACGAUCUUUCUCAACGACCAGAUUAUAAUAGUUUUUAACUUGUAAACCACAUAUAAAUCAUAAGUAUUCUCUAGUUAUAAUCACUCCGCGUAUUUUCAGUUCUAAACUGUUGUAUUUCGGCUGAUGAGAAAGAUCGUGACCCAAUCUUUACCACCGUUACAACCAGGCUUAACUAAUAUUUCAACGGUAUAGAAUUGAGCGAUUCAUAGGCCAUAUUAUUAAGAAAUGUAGGGCGAAAAUAAGUUCGAGCUAGGAGUAAGUUCGAAAAUAAGUUCGAGCUAUAAGUACCAAUGGCAGGAUCAGAUUGUCUCGCUUCUUUUGCUUACGACUUACUCUGGUAUGUUUAAUUGUCUCUGUUAAUAAUAAUUAUGAAAAAUGGAGUUAAAAUGUUAAUACCAGAAUUAUAAGUUUUAAGAAGGACUGUUUAUAGGAUAGGGACUUACCUUCCUGGAAAUUGUUCGAAAUAAAUGAGGAAAAAUAACAUUUCUUUCAAAACCAGUUGGACCAUUUUGGCAGUUUAAAAUAUAAAGUGCAGACCAUAAUUUAUUUGACCUCAAAAAAAUUGUUCGUCGGCCAUAUUUUUUUUCUCACUUGCGAGCUCUGAUACCAUUGAUUCGACGAGAUGCUUCCUUCACUAUGGUAUAAAUUAAUUGUUUUCAGUUUGCAAAAACAUGAACGAAAGAUCUAACAAAAACAUUUACCGAGUUUUCAAAUCAUAUCUUAAUCGAGUAUUAACAAUGUUGACAUUGUUUUUCAAGCAAAAAACUUGCAGAACGAUAUUUUGAAACGCAGAAUAAUUGUAUAUUUGCCCUUGGCCAUGGGCAAAAAUCCUCCUAAAUAAAUUUAGAAAUAAAUACAUAAAUAAAUAAAUUUUAUAUCCUCCUAUAACCAUGAUUUUGCCCAUUAUUUAACUAUGUAUUGAGCACGGAAUCCUUAAACACUUUGUAAAAGUAUUUUUGAGUUCAAAGAUGCAGCUGGUCUGCGAUUGAAUAAAACGAAAAGUGAUUUGUUGAAAUGUGUAAUACAUGUAUGUUUUGUAUUUUGCUAGUCAGAUUGGGUAAAUACAAUUUUUAGUGAGUAAAAGGUCGGUUAAGUGAA